CUGAACCAGAUCGCGUCGCGCUUCGACCCGGUCGACGGUCAAUUAAACUUGAGCCUCUUCUUUGUCCAUGCCACCAACCGCUACCCUCUUAAGCGACGCCGUCACACAUGUGUUGAGGCUCGCCCUCGGACCAAAACAAUCCGCAUGAAUCGCUCCUCCUGAGCGCCUGUCCGCGACAAUGCCUGCGUUCCAGGCCAUCAACCUCGAGCCCGAGGAAAACGUCGACGAACAGAUCGAUACCACCAAAGAGCUUCAUGUCGACGAAGCCCUCAAGCGCUUCCAGACUGCGCUGAAACUCCACGCCCAAGGGCCUCGAGCUCGUGAAGAAGCCGCCGCUGCCUAUAAGGACCUGUUCGCCUCCGAAAUAUUCGACUAUCGAGAAGCGAGAACCGACUACGAGCGAACCGAACGACAAGCUGAUGGCCGCCCUGAAGUGUCCGCUCUCGAGUCUUUCUCGGCUGGCUUGGAUAUCGACGCUGGGGGGGCCGAUGGCGUUGCGGCCAGUCUGUCGCAAGCCUUGUAUCUUUCGUACAAGAACUACGGCCAGUUCUUCCUUGACAAGCUCAAGGACGAGUGCAAGUCGGACCUAGAGUGGAACAAGAAGGUGCGGCUCCGCUACCAUGACGAGCUGGCGAGCAAAGUUCUCGACAACUGGACAGCCGCACUGGACCAAGAUCCUUCAGACCCGGAGCUAUGGAGAAGAGCCGCUCGCUUCGCGUCAUCCUUGAACAGUGGGCGCAUCAAACGGUACUGCCUGGAGGCAGCCGUCGAGUUGGAUGACGACCCCGCCAUCAUGGAGGUUGAGCCGCCUUCCCUGGCCGAGGGGCUGGCGGGCCAGCAACUGAAGGACUAUCUGCAAGUGCUCGACGACAACAUGUCCCUGUCGCAUCCCGUGAUGGCGCCAUGGCUCAAUAUGGAGAUGCCGGCCCUCAUCAAACGACACCUGGACCCUAUACCGUUUCUACCCGAACCGACGGCGACUCUGGCGCCGUCACCCUUGCCCGCCGAACCCCCGAACGCCGUUGGGGACGGGCAGGAAGACCCUGACGAGUCUGUCGGCGAGGAUGUCGCGGAGACCAUCGCUAGCUGGCCCAGCUUUGGUAUCGAGCUGAUGAAGUGCCUUCAGGAUACUAGCGGCGCCCUGCAGGCCUGCCGGCAGGUCCUCAAGGCAGCUCAAGAAGACGCAGAAAUGGCCGAAGAUGAGCAGGAGAAAGGACAACCGGAUUCCGAGACGAGCCCCGUGGAUGACAAGUCGGGGGAGACUUAUGCAAAGGAUAAAUCCAAGCAACUGGAGCGACAGACAUCCGCCAUCACCGACGAGGGAUCCAAGGCGUCGGAGCCAUCGCAGAAGGAGCGCGAAACGUCCAUGUCCACGAGAAAGCGAUCGCAGUCGACGGCAGGCCUUGCGGAAGCGACAGAAGACAACGGUGCCGAAAAGCGCAGCAAACGAGUGCGCAGGCGGACCGAGACAAAGGACCUUGAGGAAACGACCGACCCCGGAACCCUCAUCGCCGACCGGAUCCAGCGGUACCAGGAAGUCGAUUCAAAUCUAUUCCAAAUGACCAAAAACAUACUAGAGAGCCUUGGCGUCGAAGACAAAGACACCUUGGACUGUCUCCAGGAGCUGUUAGGCUCUUGUACCGUCGAGGACAGACCUUCCAAGGUCACCCGACGAGGCGCCUUGGAUCUGCGCAGCAUCAUGACCGGAUUCAGUGAGGAGACUGCUAUGGUGCUUUUGAACAAGAAGGAGCAAGCGACGCUGGGCCUCUCCUCGUUCCUUGAGCACGCCAAAUCGGGAUCUCAGGAGAAGCCACAAGUGCCAGCCUUUAACGAAUCCCAGGGGCUGAGGAAAUUUACUGAGAGGGUUUCCAAGUACCAGGAUUGGAUGACGAGCAAUGAUAUUGCAUUUGAAUGGGUGCGAUCCGUGAGCGAGAGCUACACCGGCUGGAAGUGGUCUGACGCCAUGAAAGUUGCUGUCGUUCAGAUGCUAAACCGCGCGGAUGCAAUAGUCUACGAACGCAUCAUGGGCCAGUUUGAAGCGUUUGCCGAUGCGCCGGACAGGCUAGCAGACCUGGAGACGCUGGUGCCGAUGCUAUUCGAGCUCCAUCUCGACAUAUACGAACGCAUCACGAACCCCAGCAGCGCGGUCGACUAUGCCACCCGCAUGGAGACCAAGUACCGGCUGGACCGCUGGCUCGAUGUCGCUUCGACCUAUGUGCGGCUGCUCGGUCGCCCCGACCAAGACCCAUUGUGUGUGCGGUUCCUGUGGGCAUCGGUGUUAGCUUCCUCCCUGGCAGACAAUCCAGUCCGAGAACACAUCCUGUUGCUUUGGACCUCGCUUCGCGACUUCUUGAUGGCGGAGGAUGUCGGGCAGAUGGACCUUCCAAAUAACGUGGUCAUGCCAACCAUAUCGGCCGCUGCGGCGGAUCGCGAGAUCUCGAAGCUCACGACGAUGGACUUUUUCCUCGGUCUGUUUCAAGAGGAGAUGGAGGACCCAGUGCAUGUCAUUGAGACUCUGGAGCCGGUCCUGAACCCGUCAUCAGUCUACAUACCAAAGGCAUCAGAGAGUCCCGGAGCUUCGGCGGAUCCUUCUGAGAGGACGCUGGAGGACAAGCAAGUGGAUGCACCGUCAGACGAGCAACCGGAAGAGGACACGCCGGUGGAUGGGCGGCCCAUAUCGGAGUUUGCGAACCAGGGCCUCCGCGAUCUGUGGAAGUUCUUGCGCAAUAGCAGCACGGAGCUGCGGCUCUUUCUGUGGUCACGACUGGGAGACGCCUAUGCCAAGAUAAAGUAUCCGACCAAGCGGUUCUCGUGCCUUCUUAAAAGCAUUGAGAUGAUCGUCGCCGAUCUCGAGGGCGACACGUACGCGCAGACACCGGACGAUUCUCGCAGACUCCUCUUCAUGAGAACGUUGAAGUCGCUUGACGAGCUGCUUAUCCAGGCACUGUCCACCGCACUCAACGACGGAAGUGCCUUUGACAUCAUUGACGACGACCACAUACGGUCCAGCAGUUGUGCCAUCGCAAAGGUCAACUGCUUGCUCCACGUCGCGCCCCUCUGCGAAGACGAGGCUCGGGUCGGCAUGACCACCGCCCCCUCCAACAACAGCACCUUCAUGAGCCUGGUGACCAAGCUGCGAGAGAUGCAGGUGCGCGCCUGGUCCCUCCAGUACACCAUUUUCAAGGCCGCUCUGCCCCAGCAGGAGAGCGUCAUCUCACCUGAGAAUGACCUGGCCGACUUCCUCGCGGCAGUCCAUCGAGCAAUCGGCCUACGCAAAUUCUGCAAGGUGUCCAACAAGAUCUUUCUCAAGAUGAUGCGCCUCGAGCUCCUCAAGUUCAAGAACAUUGAAAACUGGGAGGACAAUCUUGGACAGGUUCUCUAUGACCUGCACGGGCUCAAGCUGGGCGUCGGCGUCUGGGAGGUGCAGGAGCAUGGCUGCCCCUACGACAAGCUGGAGAAGCGCCAGUCCAUGCAGCUCGUGGAGAAGAUCAUGAUUCUCGCCAACCGCAUGCCCAUGAAGGACCUGCUCAAGUCGGACCUCAAGACGACCAUCGAGCAUAUGCAGCAGACGAUCGGCCAGCCCAAGUCUACGCCGCAAAUGUAUCACAACCUGCGCAACUUUACCGAGGCCCUCAAGAAGCCCAUCCACCCGCUUCGCCUGUAUCAAGCUCUCUCGGGGGGCGUGGCGGUCGACUCGGUCACGGCCAAUGUGCCUGAGGCGGCGCUGGCCAAGUUUGGCUGGUUCUUCCUUCUGGGCAUGAUUGCCUUGACCAAGUUCAAGGGCGUCGACCUCAAUCGCCGCCAGACGCCGGGCGCCACGGAUGAUUUGCGCAUCGGCGCCACGUUCCUGCGGCUGCAGCUGCAGUUCACGGCGGACAACUGGGAGGCGUGGUUUCGCCUUGCGGAGUGCUUCGACUACGAGCUCGACGAGUCGGUGCUGUGGUCGGCAGACAAGAUGAACAAGGACCGCGCGGAGCUGGUCAAGUUCCAGCGCAAUGCCAUCCAUUGCUACACGCUCGCCCUGUCCCACUCGCGCCAUCUGGAGAUUGGCGUCAACGACAGCGACCCCCUGCACGAUCUGUACCACAAGUUCGCCAUGCGUCUGUAUUCGUCAAGUCGCGAGCCUUUUGCUAUGGAGCCCUUCAAACAUUCGGACCAGGAGCGCUUUUUUAUAGAAACCAUGGGCGCGGGUACGUUCAAGAAGAUACUCCAUGACGAAAUGUCCGAGUACAAGGUGUGGAAGUUUGCGGCCAAGCUCUUCCGGAUGGCUAUGGCGCGGAGGCCUGCCAACUGGAAGAACCCGUACAUGCUCGCCAAGUGCUACUGGAAGAUGUUCCAAACCCCGGAAGAGAGGCUGGACGCAACGGACCGGAAGUCAAGGAUAACGACGACCCUUGUCGUGGACUCGCUGAAGAAAUCGAUCGAGGUGGCCACCAAUGCCCAGAAGUCACGGCGCAGCGACCCCAUCCUAGAGCCGCAUUACAAGAUUGUCUCUGUCCUGCACAAAAUAGUCACUCGGGGCGACAUGACCCCAAGCGAGGCGGAGACGACGAUGUCCAAGCAGCCAUUCGGCCUGGUGCGGCAGCAUCCCGAGUCAGACCAAUGGGGGGACUUUUCCAAACCACAUCAGUGGGAGGACUACGUUAUUCACAACCUCACAAGACUCCGCGACCGGGACAGAUCCAACUGGCACCAUCGGAUCGUGAUGCGCCACGCCCGGAUUCUGUUCGAGGAGGGCAAAUCAUUCGGCGAGAUGGACGAAGGCGUGGACCGUCGCUUAGUUGUGGCCGAGGCUGCCUUUGCCAUUCUCAAGGAGAACAUGUUCACCAAAACGAUGGUUAUGAACGUGUGGAAGUGUGACGCCGAGCGGCCUGGCCGACACUACGUCUUCACCGAGCAGUACGUGCGGUUCAUGACGAAGCUGCUCCAGAUCAAGGCCGACCGAACCAACCUGGAGCUGCUGCUCCGACGGCUGCGCAAGAAGGGCGCCGACUUCUACCAUUUCACGGACCUGUGGGCGACUUGCUCCAUGGCCUACAUCGAGCUCCUCCGUGCGGCCUACAAGGUGCUGCCGGUCUCGGAUGACGUGUACAAGUCCCUCUCAACCGAGGAGUUUGACAUUAUCAGUGAGCGCAUCACGGAAUGGGCUGCUGGGGACGGGCCUCACAUUGAUGAGCUCACGUGCAUGAAGGAAGCGGUGGAGCUGAAGAAGCUGAAUGCCAACCUCAUGAAGGCGACACCGAUCGACGACCUCAUCAGCGAGUGCUACACCAAGAUAUACCUCGACGUCGCGCCUACGCUACCUGGGGUGGAGCCUAGCAAGAUCAUUGCCGAACGGAACCACGCCAAGGAAGUCGCCGCUCAGCUCGAGGCCGUCGCGCAAGCCGAUGCGAAACAGCCAAAGUCUCUGAGCAGCCUACUCAACCCGACCAACGGACAAGAGAGCGCGGCAGGAAGCGCGACGCCCCUCGACGCCGACAAGUCCGAGGCCGCGCCGCGUGCGAGAAAAGGCGUGAGACGACCCGACAUCCUUCGCAAGGCAGAGCAGGCAGUCGUUCGCGUGAUGGAGGUGCCAAAGCCGGCCACGAUCAAGAGCCGCGUCGGCAGCAUGUCCAGCAAGCGCGGCAGCCAGACUCCGGCCAUGGCCCUCAGCGAUGCGGGCAGCGACGAGGACGAGGACGAGGACGAGGAAGGGCCCGACGCUCAGGUCCGUCGUGAGGCGGCGGAGAACCUUGACGAGGAGAUGCCGGACGCAGACGUGCACGAUGAAGGUGAGGACGACGGGCACGACGACUCUCGGGCGGACAAGGAGCACGAUACGGAAGUCGGCAGCAUUCACGACUCUGCAGACGACGAAAGCGACUUGAGCGAUGUGCCCGAGGGCUACGACGAGGAAGUCCCCCCUGGCCUCCUGUUCCCCAACUUGAGCCGAGCUCAGGAAAGCGGCGAAACGAGCGGCGAAGAGGCGGACAGCGAGAGCGAGGGUGAAGAGGGGGACGAGGCCGACGAGGCCGAUGAAGACGAAGCUGAGCAGCGCUCAGGUGCCGAAGAAGAGCACGACGAGGAGGGCGAGCAAGAGCAUGAACAUGAAGAAGAAGACGAAGAUGGUGGCGUGGCAGAAGAUGUUGCGCAUGAGGGCGAACACGCACACGAGGAUGAGCAGGAGGAUGGACUCGAUGAGCAUAUGGACGAAGUCGAGGGCGAGGGCGAGGAGGAGGAGGAGGACGACGCCGAAGAGGUCGACGAAGAAGAGGAGGAGGAAGGGGACGAGGAGGAGGCUGAAGAGGUCGGUGAGGAAGAAGGCGAGGAAGACGAGGAGGAGGCUGAGGGUGAGGGCGAGGAUGAGGGCGAGGGCGAGGAUGAGGAUGGGGAUGAGGAUGGUGACGAAGAGGACGAAGAAGGCGAAGAGGGCGUCAACGACGACACAGAAAUUGGCGAGGCAGAUGCGGAGCACGGCUCAGACUAGGAGUAGAGCGAAUUAGGGCCGGGUGAAUGCCGCAUGGGCUAGACGGGCACGGUGCGACAGGCGUUCAGGCUGUACAAAUAGAUUGGGCAUUGGGCUUGGUAGAGGUUUAAGCGGCCAGCAUGGGACAGGGCGAUAGCUGCACAGGAUGCUUUACGACUGUACUUGUAUUCAAUGAGAAAGUGUCACGGCGAACAGACCGAAUCGCGUGGC
This is a messenger RNA of Purpureocillium takamizusanense, 6676 nucleotides long. It is a transcript of the gene HIR3, whose product is annotated as Histone transcription regulator 3. Gene Ontology annotation, molecular function: nucleosome binding. The transcript is spliced from 3 exons. NCBI's taxonomy places the organism in Eukaryota, Fungi, Ascomycota, Sordariomycetes, Hypocreales, Ophiocordycipitaceae. Gene Ontology annotation, cellular component: nucleus; HIR complex. Gene Ontology annotation, biological process: chromatin organization. The coding region runs from base 179 to 6466 and encodes 2095 amino acids. The record is from RefSeq and is a predicted model, not a curated record.